AAGCAGUUUCCGCUUGGUGAAACCACGCAUGUGUUGAUCUGCUGCAGCAGCGUGCAUCAGUUCCUCUCUGACCCUACUGUUAAUCUGCAUUCAGACCGCGGCUCCUCUGUUUUUUUAGCAUCUCGCUACAGAGUGGCUUAUUACGGGGGGACUUCGUCAUCUGUGGCAGUUUUAGGGCCCUGCUGUCAGGCUGUCGAUUCAGCAAUAGACAGAAAAAAAAAAGCAGCGCUACGAAAUUAAGCUCUCCACUCGCAUCGAUCUCUGCCUGGGCUGAUUUCAUUCCACAGCACGUCUGUCUGUCUGCCUGCCUGCUUUGGGUCUAGAUUUAGCCGAUGCGCUACCGCUAGUGUGCGUAAUGCAUCGCAGGGAGGAAACACAGUAAAAAAAAAGAAAAGAAAAAAAAAGGACGGAGUCGUCCAUCUGCAGACGGAGGAAACGAAGAUGGUGAUGAUGGCUUCUCCCAAUUCACUCUCCAAAUGCUCGGCAGCCAUGGCGAAGCUAUCCCUCCCCCUGAAGCUGUUUCUCUGGGUGUUUAUUAUCGUCAAUCUGCCUACAAGCUCCUUUCAGAGUGAUGACGACGAGGCGACUAACAAGACGUGGGUGCUGACUCCAAAAGUCUACGAGAGUGAUGUCACACACAUUCUGAACAGCCUUCUAGACGGAUAUGACAACAAGCUCAGACCUGACAUCGGAGUCAAACCCACAGUGAUACACACAGAUAUGUUUGUCAACAGCAUCGGCCCAGUGAAUGCCAUCAAUAUGGAAUACACCAUUGACAUCUUCUUCGCUCAAACCUGGUACGACAGAAGGUUGAAAUUUAACAGUACGAUGAAGGUUCUGCGUCUUAAUAGCAAUAUGGUCGGAAAAAUCUGGAUUCCCGAUACAUUCUUCCGCAACUCUAAGAAGGCAGACGCUCACUGGAUAACCACACCAAAUAGAAUGCUCCGGAUCUGGAACGACGGUCGAAUACUCUACACCCUCAGGCUGACCAUUGAUGCCGAGUGCCAGCUCAAACUGAACAACUUCCCUAUGGAUGAGCACUCGUGUCCCCUGGAGUUUUCAAGCUAUGGCUACCCCAGGGAGGAGAUUGUAUACAAAUGGAAAAGAAGUUCAGUGGAGGUGGGGGACAUUCGCUCCUGGAGGCUCUACCAAUUCUCCUUUGUGGGUCUGAGGAACACCUCCGAGGUCGUCAGGACUGUCUCCGGGGACUACGUGGUGCUGACUGUCUUCUUCGACCUGAGCAGGAGGAUGGGCUACUUCACCAUCCAGACCUACAUCCCAUGCACACUAAUUGUUGUCCUCUCCUGGGUCUCAUUCUGGAUCAACAAGGAUGCAGUACCAGCUCGUACAUCAUUAGGGAUCACCACUGUCCUGACCAUGACUACACUCAGUACCAUUGCCAGGAAAUCCCUUCCAAAAGUCUCUUAUGUGACUGCAAUGGACCUGUUCGUCUCAGUCUGCUUCAUCUUCGUGUUUGCCGCGCUCAUAGAGUACGGCACGCUGCACUACUUUGUCAGCAACAGGAAGCCCAGUGCCAAAAAGGACAAGAAAAAGAAAAACCCGCUCCUGCGGCUCUUUUCCUCAAAGCAGACACCCACGGUUGACAUCCGUCCACGCUCGGCCACCGCCAUUCAAAUGAACAACGCCACACACAUGCAGGAGCGAGACGAGGAGUACGGCUACGAGUGUCUGGACGGGAAGGACUGCACCAGCUUCUUCUGCUGCUUCGAGGACUGUCGCUCCGGAGCCUGGCGGCACGGACGGUUGCACAUCCGCGUUGCAAAGAUAGACUCGUACGCCCGCAUCUUCUUCCCAACUGCUUUUGGUCUCUUUAACCUAGUUUACUGGGUGUCCUAUCUCUAUCUGUAGACCCUGCGUGUGUCCAGCCUUACCAAACACUUCAUUACAUUCUCUAUGCUCUGGGCCAGCGAAAGACAUUUAACGGAGGAGGAGGCCGACUGAUGCACUUAGUUUGUUUGAAGGAAUUUCCUUUAAAGAUCUGCUCAGAAUCUCUUCACAUAUUAAUCAUUAUAUUUGAUAACUUUAACAGACAUGCAAAUGUUGUAGCAUUAUUAUUAUUAUUACCUAGACGUCCGUGGACAGUUUGUGGGUCUGGAGGUGUGUUUGUACAACACUGACUGCAACUUUUGUUGUCAUUUUGUUUGUUUUUUUUUGGGGGGGGGGGUUGUCUUAAGGUUUUUAUUAUUCUUUGGAACAAAUAAGCAUUUUCAGUUUAAUCAGUGAAAGUAAAUAUUUCAGACGUAAAAGAAAUAUAACAAUCAGCAAACUGUCACCGGGCAACAUUGAACUCAGUACCUAAAGCACUUUAAUGCAGCAGUGUUAGAAAUUUUUUUUUUUUUUUUUUUUGGAUGACAUUUUAGCACAAUUACACCCCAAAACUUUGUGUGUGGUCAGACAACAGUGAUUCUGUUUAGAUACAACACUCCAUUGUAUAAACACUGUAUAUAUUUUUCCUAUUAUGUUGUGCUUCACAUCUACUGCAUGCACAUUUAAAUCUGAACAAACAUGCUUAAUGAUCUUCUACUGUCGCGCAGGCACCGCUGGUUAUCACGUAGGAACGAAAUUUGAAAAAUGUCAUUUGUAUUUGCUUUAAAUGUUGAGAAAACAUUUAUUUUGCAGCCAUUAUUCUGCACCGUAACAAAUAGAAACCUCCUUUAAUUUUCCCCAUAUCCUUACGAUUUCAUUUCCAGAAAUGAAACAUCAACAAGACAAACUCGACAGCACCUACUGUACGACGACAAGCAAAUCCAAAUUCAAACUUGUUUUACACAGCGUAAAUAUUCACAUUAUCUCAUGAAACAAAUGGAGUCCGUGGUCAAAUAUCAUUUGUAAAUUCAUAAAGAAUGAAUGGUAGAGUCAUUUUUGUUGUUUUUUUGUAUAUAAAUUAGUAAAAACAUCUGUCACACCUUUGAGGUUUUGUAAAAAGGAUUAUAUUUUGUAAUUUCAGCCUAGUUAGAGUUUAUGAUCAUACAGUAUACUAGACUAAUCUUAUCAUACUGGACUGAUGUAGAAUACUUAGGGGUAACGUGUACGUAUGCGUUUAUUUAUUUAUUUAUUUAUGAUAUUUAUUGGUUUAUUUAUUUAUCCACGUUCUAUUUAUUCUCUGAAACGUGUACUUCAUGUUUACAUCGCCCCUUUAAAGAACCAUGAAAUACUGUCUUUUUUGCCAAGUAUGUUUCUGUUGGACGUGUCAGUGAAGUUUUAAAGAAAUAUAUAUUUAUCUUGUGAUUUCUAUGUUGUGGUCAAUGUACACUACUCUCACAAACUGCCUGUGGAACUGUUACGUCUGUCCAGCUAGUGAGGUGCAACGUGACGCGUUGCUUUCGAGUAACAGCCUUUGAUAAUAUCAAGAAAGAAAAAACAACUACAAAAAAAAUAUAUAAAGAUGAAAAUGUUUACGUCUUAGUGGCAGUUUUUGACUCCCACGACUUUCCCUUCAACCAAAUCAGUAAAUACCGGUCGCUAAUAUUUUCUGUCAUGAAUUAACCAUCAGUGAUUAUAAAAGUAUUUGUCACAUGAGCCACUGUUCCCUGCAGCUUUUUCUUCUCUGUGUUUACAUGUGUUCCUGUCGUGGCUCCCAGCAGCCACCUCUCAGUCUCAGCCUGUCUUAAAUGUGAACACAUGCGAACUGUAGGGUCUGUAACUUGUCAAUAGCAGAGUGUACAGGGCCUCAUCAGUGUGUAGUAGCUCACAGAUUCACCAGGAAGCGACUACAUCUUGUUGAAAUGUUCAGUCGAUAGAAAAGAUGCUCAAAGAAAAAAAAAAAGAAGAAUGUCCAAAAGUUGAAUGUUUGCUACAGUCACGUCCAUCCAGACGUUGGUUUUCACAUGUUAAUAAAUGAAUUUGUUUCUCUUCAACUUAAGCAUCAAACAGCAUCAGGACAGUUGUUCAAAUGCUGGGGCGGUAUUUGAAGGAAAAAAAAAAAGAAACUUAUGAAGAACUGACCUGACUCUCUACAUGAGCAUAUCUAUUCACAAAGCAUGUCAUGCAAAGACUCUGCAGAGAACAAACAUAUAAACAUGUUUUAUUCAUGAUGGUUUUUCAAGUUGAUCUAUUAUCUGUUUAUUAUAUUCACGUUUUCUGCGCUCUACUGUAAAUGCAUAUGUAUUUAGGCAAACGGAAGAGGUUUUUCCUGGGUAAGCGUGCAUGCAGAUCAGGCCUUUGUCUGGGGACGCUGUUCAGAAUGGAAGCAUUGUUCCAUCCUUGCUCGCUUUGACAUACUGUAGAUCUGAAUCCAACUUAUUUUUGACAAAGUGUUUUUAUUUGGGUGUGUGGGCCGUGGAUGGAGACCGUUAUGUGAAGAGCACAUGCAGAUAUUUUUAUUGUUAUGUAUUUUGUCAAACAGAAUUAAAAUCACUGCAUACUGUAACUACAACACUUAGCAACAGGUAAUCAAGAAAAUAAACAGAUUUCAUAU
Cynoglossus semilaevis (tongue sole) is the source of this 4438-nucleotide messenger RNA. It is a transcript of the gene gabrg2, whose product is annotated as gamma-aminobutyric acid type A receptor subunit gamma2. The record is from RefSeq and is a predicted model, not a curated record. NCBI's taxonomy places the organism in Eukaryota, Metazoa, Chordata, Actinopteri, Pleuronectiformes, Cynoglossidae. Gene Ontology annotation, biological process: chloride transport; monoatomic ion transmembrane transport; gamma-aminobutyric acid signaling pathway. Gene Ontology annotation, cellular component: membrane. The transcript has 10 exons. Gene Ontology annotation, molecular function: GABA-A receptor activity; extracellular ligand-gated monoatomic ion channel activity. The coding region runs from base 442 to 1869 and encodes 475 amino acids.